Messenger RNA from Eleginops maclovinus (Patagonian blennie), 2276 nucleotides. Its product is annotated as butyrophilin subfamily 3 member A2-like. NCBI's taxonomy places the organism in Eukaryota, Metazoa, Chordata, Actinopteri, Perciformes, Eleginopidae. The transcript has 12 exons. Gene Ontology annotation, cellular component: external side of plasma membrane. Bases 1 to 1350 code for a protein of 449 amino acids. The record is from RefSeq and is a predicted model, not a curated record. Gene Ontology annotation, biological process: regulation of cytokine production; T cell receptor signaling pathway. Gene Ontology annotation, molecular function: signaling receptor binding.
AUGACGCUGGAGUGGACGAGGCCUGACCUGAACCCCAGAUUUAUUCAUGUGAUGCGUUCUGGUCAGGAACUUGUGGAUAAAAAACACAAAACCUUUGAGGGAAGAACUUCACUGUUCCUCGAUGAGCUGAAGAACGGAAACAUCUCUCUGAAACUGUCCAACGUACAACUCUCUGAUAAAGGGAAAUACAGAUGUUUCAUUCCAGCACUGGGCCGGGAAACUUUUGUCCAACUGGGUUUUGCAUCAGGUCCUGCCUCUCCUCCUGUCAUCAGUUUAUCAGGGCUGGAUGGUCAAACCGGAGGAGUGGUGCUGCAGUGUGAGUCUGCAGGCUGGUAUCCGGAGCCUGAGGUGUUGUGGCUGGACGCUGAGGGAAAGCUCCUCUCUGCUGGACCUCCAGAGACAGUCAGAGGUCCUGAUGACCUCUAUACUGUCAGCAGCAGAGUGACUGUGGAGAAGAGACACAGCAACAGCUUCACCUGCAGAGUCCAGCACCACAACACCAACCGCACCACACAGACACACCUCCAGGUUCCAGAUGAUUUCUUUAAACUCCAGUCCAGUUCUUCUCCCGUCAUUAUUGGUCUGGCUGAUCUGAAGAGAGAAGGAGGACAUAAGAGCAAACAGAGAAACACAUCUGAGGAGAAGAGGAGGAGGGAGGAAGCUGAGAAAGAAGUCCAGACCCUGAAGGAGGAGCUGCAGACCAAGAAGAGAGAGGUUGAAUCCAAACAGUCUGAGCUGCAGGAUCUCCUUUCAGAGAAACAGAGGAAGGAGAAGGAGCUGCAGAGCCUGAAGGAAGACCUGGAGAAGAAGAGCAGAGAGCUGGAGACAAUUCAGAGGAGCAUAAACAAACCUUCCAGCUCACUGUGGUUUCAGAAAAAAGCAGAACAGAUGAAGAAGAAGAUGAAGGAGAAGGAGAAGAAGAAGGAGAAGGAUGAAGCUGAACAGGAAGUGGAGACUCUGCAGAAACAUCUGGAGACCAAACAGGAGGAAACAGAGCUCAACAUCAAAGAGUUUGAAGACAGACGAGCUGAAGUCCAGAAGCUGCAGGAGGCGGUUCAGGGGAUGGAGGCCAGCCUGCAGACCCUGAUGGGGGAUCUGGAGUCCCGCAACAUGGAGUCACAGGCAGGAGGACCAAUGGAGCCGCUCCUCACCCCCCAGACUCAGACCUCAGACUCAGGAUUUGAUAUUGAGGUCGACCAACAUGGCAAAUACAUCCAUCUGAGAAACACUUCAGCUCAGGACAAACAGCUGGGACUCUGGGAGUUACAUCUGCAGGUUAACACAAAACAACCAUCAAGUUCACAUUUAAACAACCUUUCAUCCUCCAGGCUGGAGAAUCUGUCAGAGUGAGUCCUUCUUGUUUCUCACUUCAUGUUGUUGCAUUCUUCCUGCAAUUAUUUCAUGAUUUAAAGAUUCUGCUUAUUAACCUCUUCAUAUUUUACAGAUGUGUGCACGAGGUUGUGGUUCCUCUUAUACUAACACUGACCUGAAGUGGAAGCAUCUGAAGCCCUGCUGCUCUGGAGACAGACUGCAGUUCUCUCUCUACAGCAACACUAGAGAGAUCCAACAUGAACUCUGUGUGACAAUACCCUGAACACUCUAACUCCCCUUUCUCCUGCUCUCAUGAUGCUUAUCUUACCCUGCAUUUAUCAACUGUUUUCUGCCUGGAGAGAAACAGCAGGAGUUCAUUUUGAACUUUUCCCCGUGUUGUUCAGAAGUUGUGUGCAGAGACGGAGCAGAUUUAUCAGCAACAGGAAAAAGCCACGAGAGAAAAGUUAGAGCUUUAUAAAAUAUCUGAACAUUACCAACAGGGACAGGAAGACUCAACCCUUCACUUCUAUAGAUAUGAAAUCACACACUUUACUUUCACUGUUCAGGUUUAUUCACCAGUUGGAACAUGUUGUGUUUAAAGACCUGCCUUUACUCUGUGGACACUGCUUUGAUAUUUCACUGAAUCUACUCUUUACCGUACAGAAUAUCAACAUGAAACGUUAACUAUUCCACUCUUAUUCAUACUAAAUGUGAGCUGCAGCAAGUCAUCAGAUACAAGUUUCUCAAGAAAUGAUUGUUCAGCUGAUUUCAAAUGUGCAUCAGAUCUUUGUAACUCCUUUUGUUUUGUAGACCGUGCAUAUUGUGAUUUACCAUUCCAGUUUAUGUGGUUAAGAUAUAACAAUGUGUUUGAUGUUUUGUUAACUUCUGAAUAUGUCUGAAUGAACUCAUGUGAUGGAUAACGUUUAUUUUAAGGUGUUUUAAUUAUAUGCUGUGUCGGAGCCAUA